Messenger RNA from Pestalotiopsis fici W106-1, 1503 nucleotides. RefSeq lists its product as uncharacterized. The record is from RefSeq and is a predicted model, not a curated record. Gene Ontology annotation, biological process: transmembrane transport; carbohydrate transport. Gene Ontology annotation, cellular component: membrane. The coding region runs from base 1 to 1503 and encodes 500 amino acids. NCBI's taxonomy places the organism in Eukaryota, Fungi, Ascomycota, Sordariomycetes, Amphisphaeriales, Sporocadaceae. Gene Ontology annotation, molecular function: carbohydrate:proton symporter activity. The transcript has a single exon.
AUGGCUAUCGCCAUGAGCAUCAUGGUGUUUGGCUACGACUCCUCCUUCAUUGGCAACCUUCUUGCCGUGGACAGUUUCAAACGAGAUUUUGGACUAGACGGGGUUUCGACAAAGGAGAAAAAUGAUACAACGAGCAAUUUGAUCAGUGUAUACUCUGCCGGCGCUUUUUGGGGCUCUGUCUUCAUGCUGUUUCCGCUAGACUACCUCGGCCGGAAAAGCUCACUCGCUGGAAGCAAUGCCCUGUUCGUCCUGGGUGCCAUUCUAAGUACGGCGGCGAAUGGAAACCUUGGCAUGAUGUACGCCGGGCGAGUCAUUUGUGGUUUCGGGAUUGGCGGUGCCGUCUCGGUUGCUCCGACGUAUAUCUCGGAGCUGUCCCCGCCAGCUAUUCGCGGACGCAUGACUGGCCUAUUCGAGAGCUUUUACCAAGUCGGCUCGCUCGUUGGCUUUUGGAUCAAUUUUGGCAUCGACCAAACCAUUGACACUAAAAAGUCAAUCGCCUGGCAGAUUCCUAUGGCAGUUCAGCUGAUCCCACCUGGCAUCGUCCUCCUUGCAAUUCCGUGGCUACGGGAGUCCCCGACUUGGCUUCUCAAGAAAGAUAGAGAUGAAGAGGCAUUAAAGGUAUAUUCAUAUAUUCGCAACUUGCCUGAAUCUCACCCUUACCUCCACGAAGAUAUCGCGUUUGUCAAGGCGCAGAUCGAGUUGGAACGUGCCAUCACAACGGACAAUAGCAGGCGCGCGUCAUUCAUCGAAUAUCUCCGCUGUGUGUGCAAGGAGUCAGUACAAAAGGGCGUUCGUAAUCGCUUUCUGUUGGUCAUUAUGAUCACAAUGUGGCAACCCUGGUGUGGUGCGGUAGCAGUGAACUAUUACUCGCCAACCAUUUUUAGGUCCAUUGGCCUAUACAAUACCACGUUGUGGACUGGUAUCUACGGCGUCAUCAAGGCGGGCGCGUCUAUUAUCUACUUUACCGUCUUUAUUGAUAGAUUUGGACGAAAGUGGCCCUGGAUCGUGUCCUGUGUCGGCUGCUCGGUCUGCAUGUACUAUCUUGCUGGUUACGUGAGUCUUGCGUAUCCUGUACAAGGUGUCCCGGAAACCGCGUCAGAGGUUGCCGCGGGAAAGGGUGCGACGGCCGCUAUCCUCUUAUUUGGCUUCAUGUGGUCGUUUGGAGCCAAUGGCCUCCCCCUUGUCAUUGCCUCGGAGAUCUUCCCGCCAAGCCUGCGCAGCGUCGCUGGACCCUUUGCAUCCCUGAACGUGUGGCUUUGGUCAUUUGUCACGACCAAGACGCUGCCUUACAUGUAUACGAGCAUGGGAUACGGUAUCUACGUUUUCUUUGGCUGUGUGCUCAUCUGCGCAGCCAUCUAUGCCUUUUUCUACAUUCACGAGACGAAAGGUUUGCGUAUCGACCAGAUGGAUGAGCUGUUUGGCGGUGUUGGUGGCCAGAAGAUUGACUACGAGAAAGAAGUUACGGAAGUGGAGCAUAAAGAGAAUGUUCAUACUAUGAAGUGA